AGCUACGUCAUUAGUACGUGCUACUUAUCUUUUUAAUUUCUGUUGAAGGAGAGUCUCAUGGGUCUCCAUAACUUUAGUGCUAGGAAUUGGACCUUCAGGCGCCUUUCUGGGCUCCAGCAGCCUUUCUGGGAACUCUGAAAGCAGAACAUCUGGGUGGCAGGGAGAUUCACCCCUGGGCAGCAGCAGCUGGAGGAACAGAGAGGGGACGGAUAUUGGGUGUAAGUCUGGACUCUGUGGCAAGAAUUCAGGAACAUUCAAGGCUUGCGUUGCUCUGCUUUCGCUUGUUUUUCCAGCUAAAUUUCCCAGCUCUGACCACAGACUCCAGUCACACCAAGUGUGCCUUACUCUGUUUCACUUAGGAGCCAUUGCAUAAGGUCUUCCCCUUUUCCAUUUCCAUCUGGUCCUUUCCUGUUCAUCACUCGUCCCAGCUAGGUGUUGCCUCUCCCAGGAAUCUUUUCCUGGCUCAUUGGCGAGCUGAGCUGGGUGCCAGUGUGUACCCCCAAGAACAUCCUGCCUUUGGUACAGGGGUCCUUGAGGACAGAGAUAGUCUCCUGUGUUCUCAGGGUUGAGUCUGAUACUAGGUUUCUGGCCUCAAAAUAUAGAAUCGAAUUAAAAUAGGCUGGUCAAGCCCAGAUCUUUGCAGGGACCCGACAGUGUGUUGGAUGGCUCCAAUAAGCUUGAGGACAUGUACCCGGAAGAUGCUGCCUCUGACCCACGUGGGUCCUCUCCCACUCUCCAACCCCUGCCAUGGUGCCGAGUGCUGGUUUGCAGAUACGCAGGCAGAUCUGCAGUGUCUAAUGCCAUGAGUGUGGUGGUGCACCAUGUGGAGGAGAAAGCUGUACACUCUUGGUCACGGAUCUCCACAGCAGGGAAGAAGGCCCUGGAGGAGGCGCUACUUGUCUUUAACCCAAUGAGCCAGGAUCUCAGUGCCACAGAGGCCCAGCUUGUGGCCUUCCUGCAGGGCCUGCGGGAUGAUGGCUUCCAGCCCACCAUCCUGCGCAGUGGUGAUGUCUACGGCUAUAGUUCAUGCACAGCCAGCCCCCCAAGCCAGACAAAGCUGCAAGCUCGUGCCCCCACCCCAGCUACCACAUCACCUCCAUCCAAUGUUCCCCGAACUGCCAUGCGGCUGCCUGCAGGUCGGGCCACACUGCUUCCCAUGGCACUCUCUGGCAGGCUGGCCAAAGCAUCCACACCAGCCCUCACCAAGCAUGCUACCACCAACCUGCUACUGAGCUCCCUGAAGCAGUCAAGUGCCAGCCGUGCCCGGGGUGCGGCAGUGGGCUUCCCCACCCACCUCUAUCCAGGUGUCUACCCUGCCAUGCGGCUCUCCGUUGUCCUUGAGGCCCUGGUUCCACUCAAGACUUCCAUGCCCUGCUUGGGUGCCAAGCACAAGACACAGUCACUGCAGCUCUCUCUUGCGGACUCGCCCCUGAAGCUGCGGAAAGGUCCAGGGAAAGGGAUGGGAAACCCCCAGCCCAAAAGUCCUAGAAAAGCCACAAGCAAGGGCCCCAAGUGUCUGACUCGCAGAGGACCCAGGGCUGGACCCCGACAAAGCAGUGGGCCUCAGAGCAAGACCUGCAAAGCCACUGGGUCCUUCAGUGGCCCACGAGGGAAAGGUGUUUCUGCCCCGGGCACCAAAAAAGCCCAGGCUAAGGUGGCUCAAACACAGGUCAAAGCUGGCAAGGCCCGGCCAAAAGCCAAGGCUGCACAAGCCAAGGCCAAGGCUGCACAGAUCAAGGCCAAAGCCAAGGCAGUGCGAACCAAGGCCAAGGCCAAAGCAACGCAGGCCAAGGCCAAAGCAGCGCAGGCCAAGGCCAAGGCAGCUCGGACCCAGCCCAGGGGCAGGGGCAGGCCGAAAGGGUCUGUUCAGGCCAGGACUGCAAGGAGGGGCCAGAAAAGCCGCCCUGAGACUGUGGGGCAGAAGAGGAAAAGGGCUGAGGAGGCAAAGGAUCUUCCUCCCCAGAAGAGAACACGGCUUGGGCCCCGAUCCCCUAAGGCAUGGCUAGGGCCUGGACCAGCAAAGCUACUGAAAUUCCGGGCCAUCAAGGUGGACAGGUGGUCCUCGGAUGAUGAGGUGCGGCAGCGGGCUCAGCAGAUCCUCCGUGUGAACCUGUCCCCUGUAAUACGGCUCCAGCCAUUGCUGCCAUACUCAGUGAUUCCUUCACAUGGCAGUGUUUGGGGAAACUGAGCCCAUCUGUCUGUUGUCAGUGGCACAGUGUGCAAUGCCUAUGGACUCCACAACCCUGAGGACUCUGGGUGCCUCUCUAGGGCCUGGCAGCCACCAGCCUCCUUUCAAAGACUGGAGGAUGUGGGGUGGGGUGGGCGGAUGGGAGGGGUGUUCUCAUGGCGCAAUGCACUGUGAUUUGUUACUCUUUGAGUUGUAUGUCCACUGUUCCAUCUAUCACGUUUUAUACCUUUCCACCUUUCA
Molecule: messenger RNA, 2428 nt
Organism: Pteropus alecto (black flying fox)
Lineage: Eukaryota; Metazoa; Chordata; Mammalia; Chiroptera; Pteropodidae
Gene: CCDC71
Product: coiled-coil domain containing 71
Exons: 2
Coding region: 686-2188 (500 amino acids)
Source: RefSeq, a predicted model, not a curated record